This is a messenger RNA of Dimorphilus gyrociliatus, 4078 nucleotides long. NCBI's taxonomy places the organism in Eukaryota, Metazoa, Annelida, Polychaeta, Dinophilidae. The record is from the annotation of a GenBank genome assembly.
AAACUUUAUAAAAAUACUCAACUCUCUCUCUCUCUCUCUCUCUCUCUCUCUCUCUAGAGACACACUCCUAAUUCCUAUUAGUGGUGCCCUCUCUAUUUUAAAAAAUUGAAACUAUAUUCUAUGCCUUUAAAAAGAAUGGUCUUUGAUUUUAUCGAGUUUACUUAAUAUAAAAUUAAAAAAAAGAAACGAUCGAUCACCUUUAGACUGUGAUUAAUCAUAGCAUCUAUUUUUAUUCUACUAACGAAAAAUGACCCAAUAUAUUGAAUGAGGCUUGUCUGCUAAUUACUAUUAUAAUUAGCAGUAAUGUUAAAUAUUUUGUUUCUCGUCAAUUUCGGUGAUUUAUGGGUGAAUGGUAAAUUUUUAGGCCAUAUUGAAAAAGGAAUACGCUAAGAAUAGUAUACAUUGAACUGGCCUAUAAAUUGCUCAAGUACUGUAUUCAGAAUUUCGUUUCUUUAAAUGAAUUUUUAAAAACAAUGUUAUUGACCUUUCUUCUUUGAAAAUGCGCUUUUCAUUUCAUAAUAGGAUUGCAAAAGUAAAAGUGCAGGUAUAACAACCCAUAUCCCAUUAUAGAAUACCAUAUAAACCCAGAGAUAGAGCCAGUUAUUUGUUGCUAAAUUGGGAGAUCCUAACAAUAUAUCUGGUACAAAAGUCAUCCAACCACCAUAAAUUUCUCCAACGCAUAGAACGACUUGUAAGAAAUGCCUGUAAUGCUUAUUUUUAACUAUUGCGUAGACUAAUACUAAGCACAUUGGUCCUUCUACGAAAACAGUUAUAAUCUCUAAUGAAACUAUACAAGGGUCUAAGAUUAGCCAUCUAGCAUCAGCUUUGCCAUAUUCUUUCCAUACUAGUGAAGUCCAAUGAGUAGAUUUUUCAACAGUUGUUGUAAGUGAUAAAAUAACGAAUGAUAACUCUAAACUUAAGUGUAUCAUUGCGUCCCAGAUUAACCAAAAAAUUACAAAUUUGUCAGUUUUCCUUACUGUUUUACUUAUUUUAUUGGUAAUAAACCAUGCUCCAAUUGCCAUGGCAGCCGUAGCAAUCAUGGAUACUAUGGAAACUUGGUUGAUUAUCGGUUCCGUUUGAUCGUCCAUUCCUUUUCUUGCAAUUCUCUUCUAUUAACUCUGAAAACAGAAGAAAUUUUCUAACCAAAGCUCAUAAAUUUAGACACUCAGGUGAUUUUCUUUCUAUUUUCUGUAUUUAUAGACAACUGAUAUCAUAUCAGAAUAAUUCAUGUCUAUUUUUCAGAACAGUUAAGAUAAGGAUCAGAUUACAGAAAUUUCUUUAUCGUACGAUUGAAAUAUAACGCGACCUUAAAAAUUAUAAUAUUAAGCGAUAAUAUAGCAAAUUGAAGAACAUUUAUGUAGUUUCCUUCUACAUUAUUGAUAUAGUAGUUCUUUUCUCUGAGAAGACAGCAAGAAACAUGACUGCAAAAAAAUUGAAAAUUAUAAAUUUAUCCAUCUUCUUGGCUUUCUUCUAUGGAUAUGGAGAUUGUAGAAAGAUCUUUCAAGGCUAUCAGAAUUAUACAACGUAUAAAACUGGAACUUUGAAUGUUAUCCUUACUGUUCCUCAUGGUGGUUCUAUGAAACCUUCGUCAAUUAAGGGUAAUACCAUAGCAUAUCUUUAAGUUUAUGCAUUAUUACUAUUAUUAAUGAUAAUCCUUCUCUUUUCAGAUAGAACUAUUGCCUGCGCAAAUUCCGAAGGACAAUGCACAUGGAAGACUGAUUGCCAUCAACCGACUAGCAACUGCACUCCUCUUGUUGAAUCAGACUAUAACGUUCAGUUACUAGCUGAUACUAUUUCCGAGAAACUGAAAGACAUAACCGGAAAAUAUCCCUAUAUUAUUCAAACUGAAUUGAAGAGAAACAAGUUAGAUCCGAAUAGAGAUAAACCGGAAGCUACACUUUUCGAUCCAGAAGCUAUUAAAGCUUGGAAUGAUUUUCAAAACUAUAUUAAAGAGGCCAAAAACGAAAUUAAGAAAGGCCUUCUUUUAGAUAUUCACGGUCAGAGUCAUAUAGAAAAGUGGAUCGAAUUAUCAUAUUUUGCCAAAAUUUCUGAAAUAAAUUCAGAUCAAUUGCAAUCUGAUAAGUCAUCGAUUUAUACCAUGUCUAAAAGAUUUCCGGAAACCAAAUUUAAUGAAUUGAUUUACGGCAAUGAAAGUUAUGGUGGUUUGUUGGAAUCUAAAGGCUAUAAAGUUGUACCAAGUCCUUCUUAUAAGAAGCCUGGUUCAGGCAAUUAUUUUCCUGCUUAUUAUAUAACAAUGGAACACGGUUCGAUGAAAGGUGGAAAUAUCGAUGCCAUACAAGUGGAAACACCCUUCGCUUAUAGAAGGAAUCUCACCUAUAUUUCUAGAUAUGCGGAGGACGUUGCCAGUGUUACCGUUGAAUUUUUAAAGAAAUAUUAUGGUUCUACAUCUAGUGGAGCGGAAAGAGUUCUAAUUUCUAUUCCCAGUAUGAUUCUUUUUAUAUCAAGUUUUAUAAUGCAGCUCAUAGAUUAGAUAUAUCCUCUGAGAGAGGGAUUUAUCGGGUUUAAAGAAAAUGAGUAGUGUGUCGGGGAGGAGGAAUAUCAUACAAACAAAAUAAUAAUAGCUAUACUCUAUUUGGAUUUUAUCUAGAAUGGGAGAUGGAGGAGGAGAGAGUUAGGAGGAGAUAGAGAUUAAAAGAAAGUAGCAAAUAUUUUAGACUUAAUACACAGUAGCAAUUGGAAUAAAAAAUUUGUUUUAUUUAAGUUAAUGUGUAGGAGGAAGCCUAAAAUAUUAAUGAAAUACAACUCUCUUUUUCCAUUUCUUCUUACUUUUGCUCAGAUUCAUUUUUGACAUUUUUUAGUUUUAAAUAAUUUCCUAUUUUUCUCUUUUAAAUUAAAAAUAGAAAAGUAUUAUUUAAAUAAGAAAUUAAUUACUUUUUCAAUUGAUUUUAAUACGAAUGUAAAUGAUAGAUAGGAAUGCAAUUUGAUAAAAAAAACAAAUUUCUUCAACUAGGUGGGAGUAGUGUUUCGGUUCAAAGAAAAUGUAAUUGAAUAUAGUUUAAAAGAACAUGGACAAAACUAUCUUAAUUUCAGACGCAAAUUAAAUUUACUAUAUUUAUUCAAGUAGUCUUUUUAUUAUAUUAAAUAAGGAGGCUUUCUUCUUUGAAAAGCCAUUCAUAGAGUUCUUAUAUAAUACUUGUAUAUUAUAUUGUAUUUACCAUAUAAUUAUAUAGAUUAGUGAUAAUAAAACUAUAGUUUAUAAAUCAAUUAUUGUAUUCUUGCAUUAUUCAUUUAUUGGAGAGAUUCAAAUAGAAAUAAGCCACCUUUUUCAGCCAUAGCACCGUCUUUUUUGCAAUAGCAAGUUAUGUACAGUUUUGUUCCUAUGUGAGCAGCCAUAAUGGGAUACUUUGCAUUUUUAUACUCAAUUGUCUCUGGAAGCCAUAUUUGUAAAGUACCGCAAUGAUUACCAUCUUUAUCGUAAAUAACUACUUGAUUUUUUUCGGCAUAGGUCGUUAAGAAUUGAUUAUUUGAGAAACAAGUAAUCGAAUCAUUACCUUUCAGUGAUGGAAAACACUUGAGAAUUUCGCCGUCUUUACCAUUUAACAAUUUUAUAAUUCCGUCUUUAGAAUCAAUAAAGACUAUAGUUCCAUUAAAUAAACAAGCUACUUUAGACGCAGUAAAGGUUUUAUUGGUCCAAAUCAAUUUCCCCCGGAUAUCGUAUAAUUGGAUACAACUAUCAGUUCCAACAAUUAAAUAACCAUUGUAAAAUUUCAUAUCACUAAUUAAUAUAGGUUUUUCAACAUUUAUAAAUUCAGACCAUUCUUUUCCUUCAUCGAGGUCGUUUGUUUUCAUUAUUCGAUUAUUCGUCAAGUCACCAACCAUUAAAUUUAGACAGCCCGAUUUACAAACGGUAAUAGACGAAAGUUUAUCAUUUGGUUUUGAUGUAUAAAUUGUUCUAUUAAAAUCUCCAUUUUGAUAAUAAACUUUCACUCUGCACAUGUUUCUAGCCUCACUCAUUAAUAAAUAUAUAUGAGUUGAAAAGCUGCAAAUAUCUUGAAUAACACCAAUCUUUGGUGUUGAAAGAAAUUUAUCAUUUCUACUAUAUGCAUAUAUAUCAUUA